Molecule: messenger RNA, 4613 nt
Organism: Rhopilema esculentum
Lineage: Eukaryota; Metazoa; Cnidaria; Scyphozoa; Rhizostomeae; Rhizostomatidae
Source: RefSeq, a predicted model, not a curated record
ACAAAUUCAACUUUUUGUCGAGUGAUUGAAUUCUUAAGGCCCUUUUUCUAGCAACAGCUUUUAAAGAACGUUUUAUGUUCUAGAGAGAGUGGAAAUAGCCAUGACAUAAUGUGCUUUGAAACCAUUCUGGGCUUUUUCUGGUGGUCCAUUGCUUUAGAAAAUCUGUUUACACGAGGGAACAGUUCAAAAAAUCUGGUUGUAAAGUCUUGGUUUCUACAUUCAGGGAUAUACAAGUAAUCUAGGGGACUUUGCUAUCAGAACAAUCCAGAAAAAUUGAAACAUGUUAUUUUGGAAAAAAACGGGAAGAUGUUAUUUUCCUUUCCUUUAGGUUCAGGUUAAACUCAGUCUGGCAUAUUCAUAAGUUAUAUAUAAUUCAAAAUGUUGGUAAAAACGUUUCACCAAAUAAUUUUGUUGCUGAAAUCCACCUAAAAAUUUUUAAAGGGCCAACUUGUUUUGUCAAGAGAAUUUUUGAUACGUUGUUAUGAAGUCUUCUUUAUCAGCCGAACUUGCUAUAUUGUCCUUGCCAUUUCUCAAAUUAAAGUUGGCUGCAGAAAAUCUUUAUAGAAGACUAAAAACAUAAAUUCAUUACCGUAGGAAGACUAGAAUUAUUGGAGUUGUGUCAUUGUUAAAGAACUGUAGGAACACAAGGGAUAGCUAAUUGUCCAAAAACCGAGAUAUAACCUUUUGUUUGGGGGGGGGGGGGCAACCUUGAUAAAUCAGUGUAACAUCAGCCAUAUUGUACAAAAUAAAAGUAUUUUACUUAUGCAAAUUAAGUUUUUUGGGAGGGACCAAGGCCCCCCGGUAUUUCGCUCCUUGUUGUAAACAAAGGGUUUUAAAAUUUUGAGUGAGGCAUGAGUCCGCUAGGAACAACAAAAGUUUAGUUCGGCAUCGUAUUUUAUUAUAUAACGAAAGCUUUGCUGAAAAUCUGUCCUGCCCUUUGUCUGGAUCGCAUGUGUCCUGUUUUGAGGAAAACCUAAACCAAUAACGUGUUUAGAAUCCUACGCAAAAUUAUGAGGUUUUCACACUUCCAAACAGAUUGCCAUGCAAUGUUUACGGAAAUCGUCUUAAUGUAAAUUAGACUGGAGGCAAUCUUAUACAAAUGUCACGCUGAUGGCUGUUCUUAUCUUUUUAAAGGUUUUUUUAAUUAAGGUAUUGAAGUUUGAAUUUUAUCCUUUUUGUUGAUUAGAAUCCACAGACGUAUUUGUGACAGGAAUCUAAGCGAGGCUUCGAAUUGAAUAGAAUCAAAUCUGUUUUGGUCACAUGUAGUUUUAGACCAAACGGAGAAUAGGGGAAUGGUCGUCUGAAAGCGAAAUUUAUGGGACCAAGUACUUAUGGUCAAUUCGAGGGGGCUGAUUUCGAAAAUUGAUGCUGUACCGGGAUUUUGGGGGGCCAUCUUCUGAUUUCUAACUCACUGCACACGACAUCUGAAUGUAAAACUUUUUUUCUUUAGUUUGUUUUUGCGAAAGCUCCUAGAUAUGUUCUUGUAAUAAGUAACAACCUGACGAACGAAUUCUCAUAAAUCCAAACCAUGUUACCCGGUACAUCUGGUACCCAGGGUAGGUGCAAGCAUACUCGGAUACAUAGAGCUACCACCUUAUUUUUUUGAUACUCUUGUAGCUUCUGUUACCCUGUUAACUGCUUCAUUCAAGAGUUUUAUGAGCACACUCUAAUCGUAGGCAUAAUUUAAGCACAUAAGGAAGGAGCCCCACCCCUCUCCAAUGUUAGAUAUUCGUGUUUUUCUGUUCUGUAGCAUUUUAUCAGUUGGUAAUGAACGUAAAUUUUCUCUCGCUUAAUGUGCAGCAAGAUUCAAGCUUUACAGUCGUCGGAAGGAAAUUCAUAUUUUUUGGGAGGGAGGGGGGGCCUGUUCAAUAUAUUCCUCCUUAUUCAGUACACUUUUAUAAAGGAAAUAUACUAUAGAUUGACAGCGAUUGGGGGGCUCCAGCAAAACCUCAUCCUCUGCACCCUUGGUUCGACGAACUUGCUUUAUAGACAGCAGAGACUCAUUAGCAAGGAAACGCGCUCUUUUAUGUAACAUAAAAAGCUUGAAUAAAGCGAAAUUCCCUGGGAAAUGCUCAUUUUACGCUUUUGAUUUUGUAAAACCCAGCAAGAGAGCUCUGUCCUGAUUGAAAACUUCACAUUUCCUGUUGAUGAAGAAUUCAAUGAAAUUUUUGAAAGAACCUAGUGUCAUUUGAAAAAUCGAAGAUUACUUGUUCGGUUUAUUUUGGUGGCAACCAAAGCAAUUCGCUUGCAUUCAAUGUGCGAACAGUUUACGAGGUUUGCUGUUUACGUGCAUUCGUAAUACAUUUGAGAUUUCCUGGUGGAUUUUUGCUUAUUAUGCACAGAUCCGAAGAAACAUGUUUUGGUAAUUCAAGGAUAAACGAGUGACGAUACAACGAUGCCUUCUAGAAAGUUUUCUGUAAACUCUCAAUUCUCGUCUUCGUCAGUGAAAACAUCUGGAAGCAGUAGCAAUGAAAUAAGCGCAUACCGCAGAGCCGCAUCCGUGCAUGAAAUCAACGAGCUAUACGCCGCUCUGAAUGAACUGAUUAACUCCCCGCCAACGCAGCAACGACGAAAUACAGGAGAUUCGGUGGUAAGUGGGAAGUCUAGUUGGUCUUCUGAUAGCAAUUUAUUAGAAAAUGAAGCGAAUCAUAAAGUUCUUACGAAGCGAGCGAAUUCUGAGUCCUCAUCUCUAAGGCCAUCACGAUCCGCCUCUUGUUUGUCGUCAAAGAGCUGUUAUGCGUCUAUCUGUACCAAUACGUCACAAAUUUCAACGGCACAAAAUACAGACUCUCAAAAGAGCAGUGGUAUAUACUCAAAGCUUGUCGCUAAAAUUCGCGGUAAAAAGGCAGUUGAGGGGAAACGCGGUAAAGCUAACCAGAAGAUGCGGAAAAGUUCUAGCAUUGACCCAAACGUAUGCGUUAUUAACGGAAAACCCGUUAAAAGCAUUGAAGAUCUAAUCGAGCUAGCGAAUUCGAAAAACUCGAGCAGUGGCACCAAAACCAGCGCUAAGGAUAAACGCAAGAAGUUUAAGACUCAGGGCAGAUCGAAAGCAAAUUCUUUUGACUCUUCUGAAUCAAAUUCGCUUGGAAUAUGCGUACAUAAAGUAUCUUCGAAGUUAAGAACUUGGUACACAAGGGCUGCCUCCAUUGCAGCUACAAUCGAAGAUGAGGCCAGGUCGCGAGCAGAAUCUUCAAUGACCGCUUCGAGUGAAAAUUUCCUUGACGACAGUCCUUGCGAGAUGAACGGUGGUGAUGAAGUCAAAUCUGAGGAGGGGCUAGCUCUUGCUGACUUUGACGUUUCAAAUGCGGACGCUUUGGAACUAAAAGUCGAAGAUUCGAAGCAAGAAACAAACGUUGAUACUUCAAAAGAGGAAGUAAAGAAAAAUGUUCCUAGAAUUGAUCUCUUAUUGAAAAGGUCGUACAGCAGUUAUGAUUCAAGUGAAGACGUCUUUUUAUGUGAUAAAAACCACGGAGUUAGGUGUACCGAGAAUUCUCGGUGGAAAAGUGACAAUAGAUGCGAUCUUAUUCGUCGUUUGUCGUUGAACAUCGUUGAGGAUGUUUUGGCGGGAAAGUCUGCAAGUUGUGGUAAUAUUGGAAAAUCUGGUCGUGUUAUGCAUCACCCUGAUCUUGGUUCAAAUCUUAAGGUUCAACAAUGGCUAAAGGAUCUGGACAGCGGCAGGGCCCUGAAAUCCGGUAAAGGUAUUUCGUCACAAACUGCGGAGGAGACAAUACAAAAGUUGACUAAACUAUGUCAUGAUUCUGAAACUGCGAAGGAGGGUCAAUCACAAUGCAGCGGGUGUCAAGUGAAUGUAGAGCCCCUACAAACGCAGCCGUUGUUCUACAUUCCUAACUUUAACAAAAAGGAAAAUGAUGCUUCAGUGAAUAUGAUAAUACCUUUUUAAUUUUUUUAUUUUAAUGGCUUCCAAAUUACAAAAUAACUAGAAUUUGUAUUUGUAUAAUAGAAGAAACUCAGAGCAUUAGGAUUUUUAUAGCUUAUAUUUAGACGUACCUUAAAUUUGUUGAAGUAGAUAAAUGCAAAUUGUUUUAUUGUUUACCAUUUGUUCCAAGCCUAUAACUCUGGUUGUUUUUUCUCAUUUUCCAGUACCUUCCAUAAUGUUCCAAAUGUCAUUUGUUAUCUAUCAAUAUUUGCAGAUUAUCAUUUUGCCACCUCCUGGUGGAUUUUCCGGCAAAUUAGACGGACACAGAAAAAUUAGAGGUGGUAGAAAUUGCCUCAAUCUCCGUAGAUCUUAAAAAUCAUGCUUUUUAUGAUGUAUUAUUCUAAAAAAUACUAGUGUGAUGAAACUGCUAGGCCUUUUGAGAUAAAACUGCUAAGCAUUGGAAAUGGCGUUGUAUAGUACACUGGAAAUGUGAAUUUAUCUUAAGUGUAAUUUUUUUUAUUUUUUGACGCGUAUAACUAUCGUGAAGAAAGCUUUGGGAACAGUUACUUCAUUGUCAUUUUACAUCAAACUGAGGAUCAGCAAAACAUGGCAACCUCUAUCUACCAGCAUAUCCGAGGGGCAAAUCACUCUAAGAAAAUCUCUUACACCUUUUGUGAAAAUCCUAUUGUUUUAUCUGGAAAUUCUCAGAAAUCCUUUUUUUUAAGCAAAAUCUCGU